UUCGACUCCACCUUUGAUCUGCCCAACCUUUGUCUUCACCAUCUCAACUGAGAGCUCUUGUGGCUGAGGCUUAUUUAUGGCUUUUGGUACCCUGAAGUGAUACCCCUGUUCGGACUAUUUUGCCAUCUUCCGGGUUAGGUUACAUCAGUAGAAGCCAUGGGGAAUGAGAGCCAGCCUCUUACGGCUGGCAUGAACAGCUUGCCAAUAACCCUGCAAACGUUUCUAGACACUACUACACCUCGCCAGCUGCUUCCAUAUGCUCUCGCUAUUCUGUUAGCGUAUCCAUUCUUGGUCUCGUUGUUUCGAUUUCGCCGAUCCCAAUGGCUGCACCAGAAGUACCGGUACCCCACUCGGGAAUCCCUGGCUAAAAUGACUGACGACGAAGCUUGGGAGAUCCAGAAAGUGCUCCUACAACUGGAAUUUCCUUUCCUCUUCGUUAAAGCCCUCCAAUUUGCUCUUUUUAGGACCUACGGAAUCCCCACUAUAUCCGGGCUGCUCACCAAGACCAGCCAAUUCUCCAACCCGGAGACAUCUUACAAGCGCUACGCAGACACUAGUGCCCUAAUCCAGGAAUUUAUAGGCAAUGCUCCGUCUUCAAAACGCACCAUCACAGCCAUCGCUCGUACGCGUUUCCUCCACAAUGACUAUCGCACCUCGGGCAAGAUCUCCGAGAAUGACAUGCUCUACACGCUUGGCCUCUUCGCCAUCCAACCCAUACGAUUCAUUGAGAAGUACGAAUGGCGCCAGCUAACCGACCUCGAGAAAUGCGCCAUCGGCACAUUCUGGAAAAGCCUAGGCGACGGCCUCGGAAUUAGCUACGCGGCCCUCCCCUCAAACAAGGCAGGUUUCCGCGAUGGCCUCCAAUGGCUCGAAGAAAUCAUGGCCUGGAGCGACGCCUACGAGGAGAAGUGCAUGGUCCCCGACGUCAAGAACCGGGAGACGGCCGAUCAGACCACCGCCGUGCUACUGUACAUGGUCCCGAAGCCGCUCGAGCAUGUCGGGCUGUACUUCGUCUCCUUCAUGAUGGACGACCGGCUACGACGCGCCAUGCUGUAAGUGUGCCUGAAACGUAGUUCCCUCUGUGUAACGAUUUAAUUAACCCGAUAUAGGUACGACCCUCCGCCGGCAUCAU
Molecule: messenger RNA, 1132 nt
Organism: Aspergillus alliaceus
Lineage: Eukaryota; Fungi; Ascomycota; Eurotiomycetes; Eurotiales; Aspergillaceae
Exons: 2
Coding region: 157-1056 (299 amino acids)
Molecular function (GO): oxidoreductase activity
Source: RefSeq, a predicted model, not a curated record